AGAAGAGUCGAGGGAAGAGGUAGAGGAGGUCAGGAGUGUUUGUUUUCUUUUGCAGAAUAUGAAAUAGGAAGAGGCGAGUUGAAAAACGUGAAGGAGAAAAGAGGGAGCGAAAGAUAGUUUGGAGCAUGGCCAAUCAGAAAGCAGGUACACACCCCCUCAGGCACUACGCCCCUCCUUCUUCUUCCUUGGCCCCACCUCCUUUAUCUGUGCCAGAGAACAUGCAGAUAGUUGGCUGAGUCUGUGGUGGAGUGUGAGAGGCCCAGAGAGCCGCAAGAGGGGAGCUGAGAUCACUUACAGCAGUCAAGGCAAAGCAGGCAGGCAAGCAAGUGAUCUGGGAAAAAAGAGGGUAAAAGUAGUUUGGAUUGUAGAGCAGAAAUAAGGCAAGAAAGAAGAGAUUUUGUCCAUCGAGAGGACUUAGUUUGGAAGAGACAAGACAGCGGUCAGAGGGCAGUGGCAGGGGCAACAAGAGACAGGCAGACAGAAAGACAGGGAACACCUGGACCAAGCAGGGAAUUGAGUUACUUUCAGUCACAGGAAGCUUUUUCUCAGUUUUUCACUUUCUUUCCGCUUCGCUGCAGAACAAAAGCAGAGGGCUGUAGUUGUGUUUUCUGUGAUUUGAGAGGAGCAUGUUUGACUGUAUGGAGGCUCUGGGGCUGGCCCCGCGGCCCCUCUUUGAUGUGUCUGGACAAGGUUCCUGCAUGCUCGCCAAGGCCACCCCUUACUUCUCCGGCCUGGACCCCUUCGCCUGGGCCGGGACUGGCAGCAUUCAGUCGGUGGAGACCCAGAGUACCAGUUCAGAGGAGAUGGUGCCCAGCUCUCCCUCUCCUCCACCUCCUCCUCGUGUCUACAAGCCGUGCUUUGUGUGCCAGGACAAGUCGUCUGGUUAUCACUAUGGAGUGAGCUCCUGUGAGGGCUGCAAGGGUUUCUUUCGGCGCAGUAUCCAAAAGAACAUGGUGUAUACCUGCCACCGAGACAAGAACUGUCAGAUCAACAAAGUGACCCGCAACCGCUGCCAGUACUGUCGGCUGCAGAAGUGCUUUGAGGUUGGCAUGUCCAAAGAAGCGGUGCGUAAUGACAGGAACAAAAAGAAGAAGGAUGUGAAGGAGGAGGUGGUGCUGCCAGAGAACUAUGAGCUGAGUGGAGAACUGGAGGAACUGGUUAACAAAGUCAGCAAAGCUCACCAAGAGACCUUUCCAUCUCUCUGCCAACUAGGAAAAUACACCACAAAUUCAAGUGCUGAUCACAGAGUACAGCUGGACUUGGGCCUGUGGGAUAAGUUCAGUGAGCUGUCCACUAAGUGCAUUAUAAAGAUUGUGGAGUUUGCCAAGCGGCUACCAGGCUUCACUACGCUCACCAUCGCUGACCAGAUCACCCUCCUCAAAUCUGCAUGUCUGGACAUUCUGAUGCUGAGGAUAUGCACUCGCUACACCCCAGAACAGGACACGAUGACUUUCUCAGAUGGCCUGACUCUCAACAGGACCCAGAUGCAUAAUGCUGGCUUCGGCCCGCUCACGGACCUGGUGUUUGCCUUUGCUGGUCAGCUGCUGCCUUUGGAGAUGGACGACACAGAGACGGGCCUACUCAGUGCCAUCUGCCUCAUCUGCGGAGACCGUAUGGACCUGGAGGAGCCACAGAAGGUAGACAAGCUGCAGGAGCCGCUGCUAGAGGCUCUGAAGAUCUACACCCGCCGCAGACGCCCAAACAAGCCUCACAUGUUUCCCCGCAUGCUGAUGAAAGUCACAGACCUCAGAGGAAUCAGCACCAAAGGUGCAGAAAGAGCCGUCACACUGAAGACAGAGAUCCCAGGGCCCAUGCCUCCACUGAUCAGGGAGAUGCUGGAGAACCCCGAGGCCUUCGAAGACAGCAGUGACUCAGGGGACAGCGCUGCAGCUGCUCCCCCUGCCAUUCAAGCCAUAAAACAAGAGGAGAAGGCCACGGAUGAGUCAGCCGUUGAGGAGGAAGAGGAGGAGGAAGAGGAUGACUACUGGGAUGAGGAGAAAGACCGAGGGACGGACAGUGAUGGGGCACUGUGUGGGGAGGCGGCAGCGGGCGUGCAAAAGAAAGGUGUGACUGUGAAAACACAGUGAGAGAGACACAAUGAUAAUGUUUCCUCCUUCAGAUCACUGAGCCCUCGCCCAGCAAUAUCUCCUCCCAGAAACCUCCCAGAAUUAGGCUCUUAUACAACUGUGUUGCAUACAGCACAUAUUUACAUAUUCUGUACAUGUUGACUGAAAGGAAAAUGUGUUAAAUUCCGUAUAGGAAGCAAUGAGCGGGAGAAGCAAAAGCACUAAAUGUCAGUGGUUGAGGAGAGCACCAUGAAAAAUAAACUGUGCCAAAACGAGAGCGUUUCGUCCACCCAAAGAGGAACAAUAGGUGGUGGACAUAAGAAAAUGCACUCCUCCGCUAUCUAAAGGGCUAUGCUUUGUAUAAAAUUGAUGGUAAUAAUACAUUGCAACAACAGAACUCUAUGUCGUGUCCAUUUUCCGCAAAUGUCUUCUCAGAAUUCCUUUUAUUACUAUUCAGAGAUAUGCUACUUAUUUUUUUAUUGUAUGGUUUUUCUAAGCACGUACACAUUUCUGUUCUUUCUUUAUGCCUGUUUGUGGGUCUCAGUCCUUUCACUCAGUCCUGCUCACAUUUGACUGGACAUAUGUGUUGUUGUUUUUUCAGCUUGUCUUUAAUUUUAUGCAUUUCUGCUUUAUUGGACACAGUGAAAAGCAAUAGCAAAGAUAGUAAAGAGAGCAAUAGCAAAGAGAGAGAGCAGGUCAUGAGCAGGACUCAAAUUCACAAUGUGACAAGCUCAUGGUGUGAAAAUCUCUGAUGGGUUUCAAACAUCUGGAAGAGAAUAAGAGGAAGAGAACUUUAACUGUAAUUUUAGCUCUGGUGCUUGUGAUCCAAAUGAGACUCUAACAAAGAAUGCAAAACAAAUGCAGCAACAUAUCUCCACCUCCACCUGUGUGACAAAAAUACACACUUACAAUCGUUUAAAAAAAUACAUAGACUAAAGAAACAGGGUGGAUUUAAUGUCAGCACACUAUCUCAGGUUGAUUCUAUCAUUGCCACGUCUCAUCUGUCAAUACAGUAUUUUGAGAAAACUGUUUUGAGAAAACUGUUACGCCCCCAUCUUCAACAAAAAUUCUUCUUACACUAAGGAGUAAGGAUUAUUAAACAUUUAAGUUGUAAAUGCCCUUCAGACAGCAACCAGGUACAGGUAAGCCAUAAUAUUUUCAUUUUGUAAGCGUGAGCAAAGAAUCAUCCAAACAGACAUGACCCUUAAAAGCAGUUUACUUUACAGAAAACCUCAGGUGUGUGUGUGUGUGUGUGUGUGUGUGUGUGUGUGUGUGUGCGUGUGGGUGCAUGAGUGUCUAACUGAGAGCAUUUACCAAUACACAGAGUGAUGUUGUCAUUACUGCCAUAAUCCGCAGUAAGAAUUUAUGCAGAAGUCCAGUUAUUAGUUCUCUUACAAAACGCACAUGAAAUAGGUUUUGUAGCAAAAACCUCAAUGUUAUUUUAAAAUUUUCAUCUAGAAGACAUCACUCACCCAAAGACCUCUGGCAAUCAGUGGGACAUUGAUGCCGAUGCAAGCUGACCAAGAAUCACAUGAUCAGUUGUAACUGAGGUUGGAACCGUCCAAGAGAAUUGACAACAAAAUAUAAGCUUUACAUCGGGUGACGUGUCUGCUGAAGCAGGGGACGAUAGCUUCAAAUGAUGUGUGUUCAUGUGUGCUGUACCUAAUGAGUGAUGCAAAACAUGAAUUUUGUAAAAUAAAUACUUAGUUUGUUUUUCA
Messenger RNA from Siniperca chuatsi (mandarin fish), 3784 nucleotides. RefSeq names its product retinoic acid receptor gamma-A-like. Gene Ontology annotation, biological process: cellular response to corticotropin-releasing hormone stimulus; regulation of transcription by RNA polymerase II; retinoic acid receptor signaling pathway. Gene Ontology annotation, molecular function: RNA polymerase II cis-regulatory region sequence-specific DNA binding; zinc ion binding; nuclear receptor activity. The transcript has 8 exons. The coding region runs from base 627 to 2087 and encodes 486 amino acids. Gene Ontology annotation, cellular component: nucleus; transcription regulator complex. The record is from RefSeq and is a predicted model, not a curated record. NCBI's taxonomy places the organism in Eukaryota, Metazoa, Chordata, Actinopteri, Centrarchiformes, Sinipercidae.